Molecule: messenger RNA, 1163 nt
Organism: Salvia miltiorrhiza (redroot sage)
Lineage: Eukaryota; Viridiplantae; Streptophyta; Magnoliopsida; Lamiales; Lamiaceae
Product: MADS-box protein 04g005320-like
Exons: 8
Coding region: 218-943 (241 amino acids)
Biological process (GO): positive regulation of transcription by RNA polymerase II
Cellular component (GO): nucleus
Molecular function (GO): protein dimerization activity; RNA polymerase II cis-regulatory region sequence-specific DNA binding; DNA-binding transcription factor activity, RNA polymerase II-specific
Source: RefSeq, a predicted model, not a curated record
AUUCCUACCAAGAAAAAGCAGCAGAUGAAAGAAAAGGGGGAAAAAACCCAAAAAUAAAAAUAAAAAAUAGAAAUCCUAGAGCACCACACAACCAUAAAUGUGUGUUUGAACCAAAAAAGGAUAAGUUCCUCUUCUGUUAGUUUGUUCAGAAACUAAGAAGGUUUUAAUAUCAAAGUGUUAAGCAGCUUCUUGAAAAGUACAUCACAUAUAUAUAUAAAUGGGGAGAGGGAAAGUGGAAUUGAAGAGAAUUGAGAACAAGAUAAACAGACAGGUGACUUUUGCCAAAAGAAGAAAUGGUUUGCUCAAGAAAGCUUAUGAGCUCUCUAUUCUCUGUGAUGCUGAGGUUGCUCUCAUCAUCUUCUCCAGCAAAGGCAAGCUCUAUGAGUUCUGCAGCUCUUCUAGCAUGACCAAGACACUUGAGAGAUAUCACAAAAGCAGCUAUGGUCUAAUUGAAGCUCAACAAUCUCCCGAUGAUGAACAGAGUAGCUACUUGGAGUGCUUAAAGCUCAAGUCAAGAGUUGAGGUUCUACAACAAUCUCAAAGGCAUCUCUUGGGGGAAGACUUGGGAAAGUUUGGGGUAAGGGAACUCGAUCAACUCGAAUGUGUAUUGGAUACAUCUUUGAAACGAAUAAGAUCAAAACAGAGCCAACACAUGUUCGAGCAGCUUUCCGGUCUUCAAAGAAAGGAAAAAGAUCUGAUGGAUAUUAAUAGAGCUCUCCAGAAAAAGCUGGAAGAAGGCAGUGGUUCGUCACAAUUAUGGGGCGAGGCCAACGGCAACCAAGCUUCACCCUACCGGCUGCAGCCCAGUCGGCCUUUCGUGUUUUUCGAGCCUCUUGUUGGCAGCAACUCAAGGCAAAUUAGGAACAACUCUCAGUUGGUGCAAAAUAAUGCGGAGGGUUCGGCACAGAAUGUGAACGCGAUUUUGCCUGCAUGGAUGCAGUGAAUUUCUCAACAAAUAUACAAAUCCGCGUUGAAAAAUGCAACCAACAUAAAACUAAAGGUUUUCGUUUUUUGGUAGUGGGGGUUUAAAUAAAGUUAUGGGGUAUGGUAAUUUAUUGGACGACCUACCUCACGUAUGGAAGACAAUGUGGAUGUAUGAUAUAAUACGAUAUGAUGCAUGUCUAAAAACAAUACUAUGAUAUGAUAUAAUUGUUGUUGUUAUA